This is a messenger RNA of Anneissia japonica, 640 nucleotides long. RefSeq names its product histone H4. Gene Ontology annotation, cellular component: nucleosome. The record is from RefSeq and is a predicted model, not a curated record. Gene Ontology annotation, biological process: nucleosome assembly. Gene Ontology annotation, molecular function: protein heterodimerization activity; DNA binding; structural constituent of chromatin. The coding region runs from base 202 to 513 and encodes 103 amino acids. The transcript has a single exon. NCBI's taxonomy places the organism in Eukaryota, Metazoa, Echinodermata, Crinoidea, Comatulida, Comatulidae.
UUUUGUGUAGAAAGUCGAGGAAUCUCCACUGUUUCAAAACUCCCGCUAAACAAUACGCCCAAGGUCAGAUGCAGCGCAUGACUUGGCAGCAAUACUCCGUAAUUCAUAUUACGUCCGUAUACAGACUAUAUAAACUUAGUGGAUUCAAGCUUAAGUACAUUUCGAUUUCGAAACGAGCUUCCGAAUACAACAAUAAUAAACAUGUCUGGACGUGGUAAAGGAGGAAAAGGACUUGGAAAAGGAGGCGCUAAGCGUCAUCGUAAGGUGUUGCGUGAUAACAUCCAGGGCAUCACCAAACCAGCUAUCCGUCGUCUUGCUCGUCGUGGUGGUGUCAAGCGUAUAUCUGGUCUUAUCUACGAAGAGACCCGUGGUGUAUUGAAAGUAUUCCUUGAGAAUGUCAUCCGUGAUGCUGUCACAUACACCGAGCAUGCCAAAAGAAAGACCGUCACCGCCAUGGAUGUCGUCUACGCCUUGAAGAGACAAGGCCGAACCCUGUACGGAUUCGGUGGAUAAGCUACUCACUAUCAUUCAAACCAAACGGCUCUUUUCAGAGCCACCAUUUGAACAAAAGAGAUUGAUUUCUUCCUUGCCUUGUAUACACGUCAUAUUACAGGUCCAGAUUAUCGGUGGCCUAAACUAU